This is a messenger RNA of Hydra vulgaris (swiftwater hydra), 1568 nucleotides long. The record is from RefSeq and is a predicted model, not a curated record. Lineage: Eukaryota; Metazoa; Cnidaria; Hydrozoa; Anthoathecata; Hydridae.
UCACCACUGAUGGUUGGACCUCUAGGUCACAGGAUCCAUACAUGACUCUUACGCUUCACUAUAUCAAUAGUCAGUUUGAACUGAAAAAAUAUGUUCUCAACUUUGACAAUUUCGUGGGAAGACACACUGGUUACCACAUUAGCAAAGCUCUGGAAGAAAUGAUUCAAAAAUAUCCGGUAUUGGACGCCGUGCCCAAGAAAGUCAUUGUCCACGAUGCGGCGGCAAACAUGAAACAUGCUGUGUCAAUCAUGAACAAAACAAAAUAUGAAUCACUGUUGUGUGCAGACCACCUACUAAACACUAGCCUACUACAUGCUACCAAUGAAGUGCAAGAAGUCAAAGAAUGCAUAGAUAUUGCCACACAACUAUCUAGCAUAGUCCACAGAUCCACCUUAGCUUGUCAAUUUAUUGAAAAAGAGUGUAUGUUGCUCCGUGUAAACUAUGUUAAAAUCAUUGCUCCGGUAAAAACCAGGUGGAAUUCUAACUGUUUUAUGCUGGAGUCAAUCCUUAAACUUAAAGAUGUGUUGAUUUCUCUUAGAGAAAAAGAUGCACUAAAUAACAACCCACUACAGAACGUUAUUCCAAGUGACAACCAAUUUUCACUGAUGGCUUCACUGAUGCCAGUCUUAAAAAAAAUGAAGAUUAUGUCAGAUUGCAUGUCCAAGGACACUGAAACAGUGCUUCAUCAUAUGCUAACUAUGCUUUAUAAAACUGACAAUUUUCUUCAUGACCACAUUGAUAUGGAAAACAGAGAAAUAGUUAAUGCUUUUUGUAAAAAACUAAGUGAGCAUUUACACCUAACCACGCGAUUCAAUGAACAUAGAAGAUACAACCAACACUAUGCCUUGGAAACCUUCUUCAUCCGUACUUUAGAGGUUAUAAGUUUUAUUUCUUGGAUAUAUGCUUAGACAUUACGGUAUCUUCGAAGAGUUCACCAGAAAAGUCAUCAACGAUCAUCCAUCGUCGGACGCUGUUUCGAUCAGUGAAAAAAAUAAUCAUAAAGCUACACAAGUUAAAAUGCCAGUUGGUGUGGAUGAGUGCGACGAUUUACAAAAUAUAGAGAUUGAACAGGGUAAUAAUAACCACACCAUUAGUCAAAAUGUACCGAAAAUUGAAAGGGAGUUUGAAUCUUUCCACGCUAUGCCUCGUGUUGAAGAAAAGCAUAAAGUUGAUGUGCUGAAAUGGUGGAAGAAACAUGCCUCUACUUUGCCAUUGUUAGCACAAUUGGCAAGAAAUUUGCUCUGCAUUCCAGCUGCAUCAAGCUGUAGUGAGAGAGUGUUCAGCGCCAGCGGUGGAAUUAUAAAUGAUAAAAGACACAGUCUUUCCACUCAGACAGCAAAGCAAUUGACUUUGAUUAAAGUCAAUUAUGAUCUUGUCUGUCCUCACAUGACCUUGAAAAUUAUAAGCGACGCUGAAGAAGCCCUGGACCCCCCAGCAUUAACUCCAGUUAGAACACCUCCCAAAAAUCCUAUUCCUAAAGCAGUUUUUUCAAAUAACCAAAAAAGGUUAUUGUUCAAAACAAAAAACGUUUCAACAACGCCAUUAUGUUCUUCUUCUUUACCAUUAAC